UUAACAUGAAUCGACAUGGAGCCUGCCCUCAAGAAGACCCAAAAGCCCGUGCUGCUUUCUUCCAUCAGGUUCCUGUUACAGGAGUCCAUCUCCUCCCUGUGCUUUUACCUCUCCAGGUUAAUCGACAUUGCCCGUAAACUGGACAAGGCCGAGCGGGAGCCCCUGCUGAUGUGUGCUUACUACUUCAAGAAGCUGGAUAACCCUGGCUAUGCUGCUGAAACCUACCUAAAGAUUGGUGACCUGAAGUCCUUGGUUCAGCUGCAUGUGGAGACCCAGCGCUGGGACGAGGCCUUUGCUUUGGGUGAGAAGCAUCCCGAAUUUAAGGAUGACAUCUAUGUGCCCUACGCUCAGUGGCUAGCAGAGAAUGAUCGUUUUGAGGAAGCCCAGAAAGCGUUCCACAAGGCUGGGCGGCAGCGGGAAGCGGUCAGGGUGCUGGAGCAGCUCACACACAAUGCCGUGGUCGAGAGCAGAUUUAAUGACGCUGCCUAUUAUUACUGGAUGCUGUCCAUGCAGUGCCUUGAUAUAGCUCAAGACCCUGCCCAGAAGGACGCGAUGCUUGACAAGUUCCGCCACUUCCAGCACUUGGCCGAGCUAUACCACGGCUACCAUGCCAUUCAGCGGUACACGGUAAGGUGGCCAGGAGAUGGGGGCCUGGUGGGGGUGCUGCCUACUGAACCAGGGGCCCUGGGCACGUCUUACAGAGCAGCAGACAUCUGGAUGGAAAGUAAACCCACCGGACAGGAUGAUUUGCCAAGAAAUUCUGGUCUCCUCCUGGGAGACAAAGUUUGGCCCCUGGCCCACCCACCGUGGGGCCUGGCUGGGGCCCGGCGUGUGCUCUGCCAGGCAGGCCCGAGCCGCAGCACCCCCCGAGGGCCGCGCCGCCACCCUCCCGUGCUGCGCAUGGUCCUGGAGGCGCUGCAGGCGGGAGAGCGGCGCCGGGGCACCUCCGUGGCGGCCAUCAAGGUUUACAUCCUGCAGAAGUACCCUACGGUGGAUGUCCUCCGGCUCAAGUACCUGCUGAAGCAGGCCCUGGCCACGGGCAUGCACCGCGGCCUGCUUGUCAGGCCCACCAACUCCAAGGCCAGGGGGGCCACUGGCAGCUUCAAAUUGGUUCCCAAGCAUAAGAGGAAAGUCCAACCCAGGAAGACCCCCAUCAUGACAGCCCCCAGGAAACCCAGUGAGGCCAAGGAGAAGGUCCCCAAGAAACCAAGGGAGGCAAAGAAGGACCCUCCCAACCCAGGCGAGGUGAAAAGGGGACCCAGGAAGCUGCGAGAGGUGAGGACGUCUCCUCCCAAACCAGGUGCAGCCAAGGAGAAGGCUCCCAAGAAAGGCGGCCAGACCAAAGACCAAGAGGCAAGAGCAAGUGAGGCCAGAAAGGCCUCCCAACAGCCAGACAAGGCCACACGGGCCCCUCCCAGUGCCACCGGGCCCAGUGGGAAGUCAAAGGUCAAAGGCAGAAGGAAGAGCCAGGGUGGCGAGGCCCACAGGAAAACGAAAGCUGGGAGUCGGAGCGCAAAACCCACGGUCCCCAAGGGCAAGAAUGGUACUGCUUCUCCAGCCAAAAAGAAGGAAAAUCACGUCCCUAAAGAGGUUGUUGCCCAUGCGGCCAAGGCGGGGCCCAAAGCCAAGGCCGCUGCUCUUCCCAGGGGUGGUGGGUCUAAGACAGUGCCUGAACCCCUGGCCAGGAAGACAGAGGCCCCCAAGGGCCCAAGGAGGCCGGGCAUGCCCACCAAGGCCUCAUCGUCCAAACUGGCCAGUAGGAAGGUGGAGGCUGAAAGCUAG
This is a messenger RNA of Leptonychotes weddellii (Weddell seal), 1782 nucleotides long. NCBI's taxonomy places the organism in Eukaryota, Metazoa, Chordata, Mammalia, Carnivora, Phocidae. The record is from RefSeq and is a predicted model, not a curated record.